This is a messenger RNA of Paramecium octaurelia, 1360 nucleotides long. Lineage: Eukaryota; Ciliophora; Oligohymenophorea; Peniculida; Parameciidae. The record is from the annotation of a GenBank genome assembly.
AUGUUGAACUAAGUACUUUAAGUAAUUGGAGCUCAACAAACUGAAGAAUAGCAAAUGGAGGCUCUAUAUGACGAUUUUUAGAGGCCUCCAAAGAUUUCAAUUGCAAUGAUGCAUGCUGCAGCCACAAAAUUUGCUAAGACUGACUAAAAUAUUGAUCUUGAUAAAACGAAUGUUUGCCCUUGUUGUGGAUUACCUGCUGUUAUCGAAGAAAUCCCAUUAUGUUCAUCAAGAAGCGAAUUCAGCUUCAAUGGUUCAGGAAUAGCAUUAUAUUUCGAUUUCUUAGUUUUUUCUGGCAUCAUUGUCUUUACUUACAUGUAUCUUAAUUCAAUAAAAAUAUAGAGCCAUCAGUUGUGGCUACAAUAUCUAUGUUAAUUCUCAUGGAAAUCGAUGUAAUCAUAUCAAUAGUAGUCUUGCUGACAAAUGCAAAACAGACUUCUUUAAUUAAUUUUCAUUAACAAAUGAUCAUGAGUAAUAAUAUUUAACAUAUCUAAUAGAUAAUUAGAUGACACUCGUAGCAUUCUCAAUUUUGUAUCCUUAGUAGUAAUUGUGUUUAUGACUUUAUUUUACAGAAGACACAUUAACAAAAUUGCUAUGGAAUUAGAUGAUGCAGCUAUCUUAUCCUCUGAUUAUUCAAUAUUUGUUGAGAAUAUCCCUAGAGAUGCAAAAGAGAUAGAAAUUUAAGAAUAUUUUUCUUAAUUAUUCCAAAAUGAAAAAGUUGAAUUUAGAAAAUUAUGCAUUGCAUAUGAAAUCCAGCCUUAUUUGAAAUUGAACACUCAAAAAUAAUUGAAGGAAUCUGUGCUUACAAAAGUACUGGAACUAGAAGCAGAAGGAAAAUCCAUACCUAAAUCAAUUCCACCUAGAGACUAACUAAAAUAAGAAAUAGAAAAAAUUUCAAAGGAAUUAGAUGAUAUGGAAGAUAAUAGAGCUAAUAUUUUCAAAUUCAGUGGAAUUUGCAUAAUUAGUUAUAAUUAUGAAAGACAAGCUGAUAAUGUUUGUAAAACUUUCAAAGCCACAAGAUUUUAGAUUUUAUUAGAUUAAUUAGGAUUUGAAUAAAAUUAAUUCUAAAAAUUUAGAAACAAUAACCUCUUUGUAAGGAAGGCGCCAGAACCAGGGGAUAUAAUUUGGGGUAACCUCGGUAUUACAAUUAAAGAGUAGUAUAAAAGAACUUUAAUAACUAAUGCUAUGACUCUACUUUUGUUGGCUAUUGGUUUUGGGUUAUUACUUGGAUUAUCUUAUCUAUAGAAUGUCAUUAAUUAAAAUAUUUCAAAAGGGUCAAAUGCAGAAGCAGCUAUUGUUACUGUUAUCGGAUUUGCAUCAUCAAUACUUAUUUUGGUAAUAAAUACAGUAUUAGCAAAAAUGA